Messenger RNA from Salvia splendens (bonfire salvia), 2429 nucleotides. RefSeq names its product LIM domain-containing protein WLIM1-like. The transcript is spliced from 5 exons. Bases 1650 to 2291 code for a protein of 213 amino acids. The record is from RefSeq and is a predicted model, not a curated record. NCBI's taxonomy places the organism in Eukaryota, Viridiplantae, Streptophyta, Magnoliopsida, Lamiales, Lamiaceae.
CAUAUAGAAUAGUGGCCGAUUAUGGGGAUUUUUGCUGGUCCUUUUUGUUAGACUGUUGUCUUUUCUGGCCAAAUAUUUCAGUUGCUGGCUUACGUCGCCGUCACUCGCCAAAAGGAAGUAUAUUUCACUCCGCUAAUUGCGCGAGAUGGUGAGACUUUCAGCGGAGGGGUUAAGUUAAGUCGUCGUGUGCUUAGUUUAAAAUUUCUUUCCUUAAUUAAUUUCGUUGCUUUGCUGGUUUAAUUCGAAUCUGUUUCUUGACUUUAUAAUCUAUUAUGUUGGGCGUAGAUCUACAUUUAAGCAUUUUACUGUCCAUAAUAUCGGAUCUCUCAUCUGUAUUAAAUUUAGAUUUAAAAAUAAAAUAGUAGUAUUGUUUACUGUUAGUAUAUCUUUUACUCUUAAUUUUUGGUCAUUAUUUAUAGAGAGUGAGUGGAUUCUCUAUGCUAGGGUUUGGAAUUGUUGAGCGAUAUAAUAAGCAGAAAAAUAAAAGGGGCAUUCCGAGAAUCGAACUCGGGACCUCUCGCACCCAAAGCGAGAAUCAUACCACUAGACCAAAUGCCCUGGUUGAGUUCUAUUGUCUGAAGAGAUAUUUGAACUUGUUAUCAUUUGGCUGGCUAGUUUUGGACAUUAAAAUUCAUAACGACCUACCCGAAUCGCCUUUGUCUAUUUAUGAUUGGAUCAAUUGGCUUCACUAAUACUGAGUUGUUAUUUUGUUAGAAGAGCAAUUGAUAAUACUGUCAUUUUUGUCUAGUUUAUCUCAAUCUAUCUUAGCCAAUACAAUGUCAUUCCAAUGCAUUUCCACGGAGGAUAUAUAGACAAAUGUGAUGCACCACGCCAUCACAGCAAGUGCCUUUUCGACUAUGAUAAGGUGGCUAUAACUGAGAAUGAAGGAAGACCCUUGCUCUUACACUGGUUGGAUGAUGAUGUCUUUCCCCUUUGUGCGACAACAUGUAGUUGAUUGCAGGCCGAAUCACUAAUCCGGUGACUGGUAUCAGCAAAUGCAGCAGCAUGUCACACACUUGGGAAUUGCAUAAAAGAUUUGCACAAUAGCCUUUAGAACUUCCUACUAUGUGUUUAUUAGAACUAAGAUUGGAGAUAGUCACAGUAUCACUGUUACGCCUGCACCAGUAAUAUAAUAGUACUACUAAGUAUUUGAAAUAUGCCUCUUAUAAUUUGGAUUGGUACAUAUACGGUUGCAAUUUUUAUACACCGAAAUAAGCUUCCACAUGAAUAACAAAACAAAAAUAUUAGACAUAUUUAUUACUCCUAUGUGUAUAUUUCACCAAAUAUGACAAUAUACAUGAGCCUCUGAUUGGAAACGGAACAGCUUGGAGAUCGGAGGGAAAGGCCAGAAUUUCACUGCACCCCACACAAUAUUUGUGGCUGUUUCAAUCUUCAUUUCCAUCUCUAUUUAAACCUUCAACCUCUGCACACCAAUGAUUAUCAUCAAUAAACAUAACGAUCUCACACCCACACAGACCGACGAAAUCAACAAAAAAAAGAAAAGAAAAAGAAACAAAAAAGAGGCAUCGGAAGCAGGAAGGAGAAGAAACAAGGGGAAAGAGAACAACUCAAAGCUGUUCAGACAGCCACGUCGUUCUUGAUCGAACGAGUGUGUUGUUUUCUUUCCUCAAAUUUUUUCCUUAACAAAAAUGGCCUUCUUCACUCACUUUACUGGCACCACCCAGAAAUGCAGUGCUUGCCAGAAGACCGUGUAUCUGGUUGAUCGCCUAGCCACUGACGACCGCGUCUUCCACCGGGCCUGCUUCCGUUGCCAUCACUGCAAAGGCACCCUCAAGCUGGGAAACUACAACUCUUUCGAGGGGGUGCUCUACUGCAGGCAUCACUAUGUUCAGCUCUUCAGGAGGACUGGCAGCCUCAACAAGAGCUUCGAUGGAAUACCAAAGGUAGUUAAGACAGAAAAGCAUAUAGAAAACGAGAAUGCAGUCAUGAUCGCAUGCAUGUUUAAUGGAACCAUGGAGAGAUGCAUCGGUUGUGUUAAGACUGUUUAUCCCAUUGAAAAGGUUACUGUGAAUGGGGCUGCAUACCACAAGAGCUGCUUCAAAUGCAGCUACGGAGGGUGCACGAUAAGCCCAUCGAACUACAUUGCGCAUGAGGGUGUGCUCUUCUGCAAACACCACCACAUGCAGCUCAUCAGGGCUAAGGGAAACCUCAGCCAGCUCGAGAGCGAAUCCAUCAAAGAAUCAGCACCGGCCGGCCCAACUUUUGUUGCUGAGGUUGAAUAUCAAGAUGAUAAAGCUGAAGCCGAAGCCGAACCUGAACCUCAAUGCUGAGAAUAUGUUUCCACCUCAUAGUGUUUCUGAUCUGUCUAGACAUCGAUCUGUGUUUUCCUAAACAGUAUCCUAGUUGUAUAUUUUGUUGACAAAACCAGAUAAUUUUCUCUCAAAUAGUGAAAUGAACCAAUUCAGUAA